AUGUUAUUUUUGCUGGAGGCGAGUAAUACAUCAUGCAUUGAUGGUGAUUCUCUUUGCAUAACGCUGUAUCACGGUUCAGGUGGUACCACAGCUUGUGUUGUCGCAGGCCGCCUGGCUGCAUGGGAUCCCUCGCUCAGUAUCCUAAUUCUCGAAGGGGGCCAACACACGCUCAAUCAAGCUGCGCAUGUGCAGCCUUACCGAUUUCCAAGCCAUCUGGCACCUACGAGUACCACGAUGACACACAACGUUGGAAAUCCAAGUCCACAUCUCAACGGUCGUGCUCCGAUCGUUCAAUGCGCCCAUUGCAUCGGUGGAGGCUCAAGUCUAUGGUUUACACUCGUGCGCCUGCCUCAGAUUUUGACUGACUGGGGAGCCGAUGGGUGGGAAUCUAAGAACUUGAUCCCCCUCAUGAAGAAGCUGGAGACAUAUGAGGUGCAGCCCAAUCGUCCAACCCACGGGUACAGUGGACCUAUCAAAGUGUCCUCUGGUAGAUGCAAACUAGGUGCCAGCGAAGAGUUCAUCCGUGUUGGCACGAAGUAUCACAAGAGGCCAUACGUCGAAGACACUGAUGAUUUAGAAACAUGUAACACAUACAAAAGGUACGUUGACGGGACAACUGGAAGGCGUUCUGAUGCGGCCCACCACUAUGUCUACAACCAAGCUCACAACCCCAAUUUACAAAUUUGGGUCGAAAAGCGCGUGAAGCGCGUGAUUUUCGAAAAUAAGCGUGCCGUAGGUGUCGAGUUCACCAGCGAUCCAGUGUCUUGCCCAGACACGGGUCGGUCAUCCAGCGUCGUGAGGGCAUCAAAGCUUGUUGUUGUCUCUGCUGGGGCGUUCGGUUCGCCAGCCAUUCUCGAGAGGUCUGGGAUCGGUGCCGAAGCGAUCCUCAAGCGGUGCGAUAUCCAGCAACUGGGUCAACAGAUCACAACGUCGUCUUCGUUCCAUACAUUGCUGCUGACGGAGCUAUUACUAUGGACUCCCUAUGGCAUGGGAAAGAGAGUGUUGUCCAGGCAUUUCAGUGGCAGCGAUGCAAAAAUAAAAUGGCGUCCUGACGACGAUGAGCUGAGAGCCAUGGGUUCAGCCUUUCAACCACGAUGGAAAAAGUUCUUCCAGGACUACCCGGACAAGGCUGUUGCAAUAUUUUCCAUUUCUGAAGGAUACGCUGGGGCACUCUUGAGUAGCCUUCCUCCUCGCAAUUACUUGGUUGCUUUCUAUUUUACGCUUUACCCCGCGUCUGCCGGUAGUGUUCAUAUCAAAUUGGACGAGAACGGCCAGGAAGGAAUCGACUUUAAUACUGGCUUCCUGGAUGAUCCAUCCGAUAUUGUACCUCUUAACUUUGGGUACAAAAAGAUGCGCGAAAUUUUUCGACGCAUGCCUUCAUACAGAGGUGAAGUCCCCGCCACUCAUCCCUAUUUCCCAGAGGGAAGCGCUGCAGUCUGCGGAGAAACGACCGGGCCGGUGAACUUGAAUGCGCCUGACUUAAUCUACACAGCAGAAGACGACGAGGCGAUCGAUCGAUACCAUCGUGACCGCGUACUAUCGACAUGGCAUUCGCUCGGGACUUGCGCCAUGAAGCCGAGGGCAGAUCAAGGGGUUGUUGACGCUCGGCUAAACGUUUACGGCGUGACAAACCUCAAGGUUGCGGACAUGUCUAUUGCGCCGAAAAAUGUUGGCACGAACACAUAUUCGACAGCACUUCUCAUUGGAGAGAAGGCUGCGAUGAUCAUUGCUGAUGAACUGGGUAUUGAAUGCAGACCAUACAGAAUGAUCAUGAGCAUGUACUUUAUGUGUCGAUCGUUGAUGCCCAUGUUUCAAAAUUGUGAGGACAAUAUAUGGAUUGCAAAUUAUUACCUUCUGGCAAGGAUCAGCACACUCUUGACCCUCUCCUUCCACACACAUUUUGCGUGCCGCCUUCGUAUCUUUGAAUUUGAUCCCGGGCCUGCUCUAAAUCUCGACUUUUCGGCAUGGAAUCACGGACCACAUGGUAUCAAAUUGCUGGAUUCUUAUCAACUGAUACACGAAUACAAUGCCUCCUGUGAUUUCGACGUUUGCAAGGGAUAA
Molecule: messenger RNA, 2061 nt
Organism: Suillus subaureus
Lineage: Eukaryota; Fungi; Basidiomycota; Agaricomycetes; Boletales; Suillaceae
Exons: 15
Coding region: 1-2061 (686 amino acids)
Molecular function (GO): flavin adenine dinucleotide binding; oxidoreductase activity, acting on CH-OH group of donors
Source: RefSeq, a predicted model, not a curated record